Brachypodium distachyon (stiff brome) is the source of this 1390-nucleotide messenger RNA. Its product is annotated as histone H1.3. Gene Ontology annotation, cellular component: nucleus. The record is from RefSeq and is a predicted model, not a curated record. Gene Ontology annotation, biological process: regulation of DNA-templated transcription. Gene Ontology annotation, molecular function: protein heterodimerization activity. Lineage: Eukaryota; Viridiplantae; Streptophyta; Magnoliopsida; Poales; Poaceae. The transcript is spliced from 4 exons. The coding region runs from base 133 to 1059 and encodes 308 amino acids.
UCUUUUCGUUUUUUUUCAUCUCGAAGCGUCCGCGCGGUGACGAAAUAUUUUGAACCAAUUCCUCUUCCUCCUCCCCUAGGCGGCCAGGACCCGGCGGCUCCCCUCGCCGGAAGACCGGAAGAGACAGCAGCCAUGGCCGGGAAGAAGCGCGCCGCAGCAACCCCCGCCCCUCCCCCAUCCGCCAACUGCCCCGACGGCGCCGUCGCCUCCAUCCCCAGCGCCAAGCGCGGGCGCGGCAGACCCAAGUCGACGGCCCCCACCGCCGCCAAGCGCGGGCCCGGAUCGGCGGCCCCAAACUCCGGCGCCGCCAGCGAACUCGCUGCUCCGAAGCCCGGGAAGAUCGGGGCCCUGAAGAAGAAGGAGCCCCAGGAGGAGGGGAGUAAGCGUAAGAAGCAGCAGGCGGCCGGCGGGGCAGAGAAGGCCACGACGCCCGCGAAGAUGAUGAAGAAGAAGGGCGGCGGCGAGGCGGAGCCCGGAUCUCGGAAGAAGAAGGGGAAGCAGGAGUCAUCCGGCGAAGCGGCGGAGAAGCCCGCUACCGCGAAGAAGAAGAAGCAGGCGUCCAACGGGGCGGAGAAGGCCACGUCGCCCGGCAAGAGGAAGCGCGGCGACGCGGAGAAGCCGAAGAGCGCGAAGAAAGCCCCCGCCGCUGCGGAGAAGCCCACGCCCACCAAGAGGAAGAAGAAGGAGGACGGCGAGGCGGAAGCCAAGAGCGGAAAGAAGAAAGGCUCGCCUGCAAAGAAGGCGGCGGCGGCUGCUGAACCUGGCUCGUGCAGCUUCCCGAUGUCGCGGGUGCGGUUGCUGAUGCGGGACGAAGACGCCAGCAUGCGCGCUACCAACGAGACCGUCUUCCUCAUCAACAAGGCCUCGGAGCUAUUCUUGGAGGCAUUUGCGAAGGAUGCUCAUCAGAAUGCCCUGAAGGAACGUAAGAAGUCAAUUGCCUAUGAUAACCUUUCAACAUCAGUGUGCAACCAGAAACGAUACAAGUUUCUAUCAGACUUUGUUCCGCUGAGAGUCACAGCUGGAGAUGCUCUGAAGGCAACUGCUGUGGACAAACCUUAAACUCCAUCGGGGCAUGCUAGGUUCUUCUGCAGCCUGUGGCCUGUGCAAUGGAGUCAUGGGAGAUGUACAACAUGGAGUCGGUGUAGGUAGGUAGAGCUGUUUGUAGCUCGUCGUGGACUGUCGAAACGGAGUUUGGACUCUGAACUUGAGAAACAAGAAACAGAAAACUUGGGUCGAGGGCUGAAGAAAAGCUGUCUCGCUGAACUGGGCAGCUAGCUAGCCAGCCGGUUGUAAGGUAAAGUACACCUUUCAGAGCUGAGAAGCAAACGGUCCUGUGAUAACAUGCCAACAAAAGAAAAACUGUGUAACCUGAGCCUUGCAGCUUAACCUA